Messenger RNA from Topomyia yanbarensis, 3958 nucleotides. RefSeq lists its product as uncharacterized. The transcript is spliced from 3 exons. The coding region runs from base 2229 to 3491 and encodes 420 amino acids. The record is from RefSeq and is a predicted model, not a curated record. NCBI's taxonomy places the organism in Eukaryota, Metazoa, Arthropoda, Insecta, Diptera, Culicidae.
UGUUCACCUUUUUCGUAGUUUUUGUCAUUAUUCGUUCACUACGCUCACUAUGCCAAAACGCAUCACAUCAAGAAAUAUUCAGACGCUUGUGUACAAAUAUUCCCUUGCAUGCAAUUUUAGCCUAUUUCGGAUGAACUUUCAAAAAAUAUUCCGUCUCACCGAAACCCAAAUGCGCAUUAGAAUGAAAUGGAUAGAUACGAAUGUGUUAAGAGGAAAGAGUAUUCUUAAAAUUCAAGCGAGAGAAAUGAUUGUCGAAAGAGUAGUAUUUGUAAAAAUACGUACUUCCGACUACGAAUACUCGAAUCACUUGACGCCUAUCUGAGGAUCUACAGAACUGCAACUCGUCCAUUUCGAUCCUGAUCGUGGAAGAGGCAGCAGUGUGAAGUUCUUUUUUAGUAUCGCGGUGUGUUUUAAAAGGCAUAGCUAGUGCGGUCAGAGAAUUGUGCGGUCAGAAAUACAAAUUUGAAUUCGCUACAUUUCGUGCGAACUUGUGUGUGAAAAGAAGCCGAUCGACGGCUUCUUUUCUUUUAUUACAAAAGUUUGGAGAUUUUCCGCCGUCCGCGUUCUAGCGACGCAUACGCUCGGCACACCGCCCGUCUCGUUUGCCACCCUGCUGACCCCACGUUCCGGCUUCGAAAGUUCCCGACGCUUUUGGUAAAAGGUCGGAAGGAAGCAGCAAAACCAUCAACGCGCUUCGUUAGAGCGACGGCCAUCUUCACCAUUGAAAAGUCGGCCGAAUUCAACACCCGGUAGGCAAAGGCCUAGAUAGCGUCAUCAUUGCGACGCCAUUGUAGACGCCGUUCGUCGCCAUCGCUGAAUAGGUUUGCGAUAGGAAGUCGGUGCCGAAGCCGCAAUACCAGUCGGCACCCAGCUGAGAUGCAGCUCUACUAGAUCGACGCUGUUCCUGAAAUAACGCAUGUAAGUUAAAAAUAGAUCAUUGAUCCGUGCACGUAGAUCCAUAUACACACAACACUCAAACCUCCGAAAGCUUUCUUUGCCGCUCGAAAGCUAAAGCCGAGCGCGCAUUUGUACUGCUCAGCGCAGCUUUAUCCGCUAGCAGGAAAUUUUGACCGCACAUAGGUAGACAGGAAAGGGGAAAGCUAGAAAGGGAAGGAACACGAAAAAUGUAAAGCUAAAUGAAUAUAUAAAACCUAGGUUAAGAAUAAAAUGCCGUAUUUUAAUCCGUCCAAUAAAAUGUUUUCCUGUUAGUUAGUGUUACCUGAAAUGUUUGUAUUUUUUAUGUUGAUUAGCUUUCCCGUGUAGUGAAUUUGGUUCGAGAAGAUUUCUCACGUUCCGCGUCGCUUCCGUAGAUUUGAAUUUUCUUUGUGUUUGUUUUACUCCGAUGGGCUAUCGGGAAUUAGUCCCCACUACUACUUACGAAGCGAGAGGGAAAGAGUGUUCGACUGAGUUCUGCCUGUGAUGAUAACUGAUCGUUUUUUUAGUGCAUGAGCUUUCGAGUUGGUAUAACGAUCAUUUCUCUUGCGUCUUUGCUAAACAUAGUAGUGGCUCCAUCUAUACGCGAAACGGAGUGCAUCUUUUCACAUUUUGUGUUUACCUACCGUUCCUUUGCGCCAUUUCGGGAUCAAUUUCUAUAACCUGCCCUGAGGUUAGGUUUCAUGCUGGGCAAUUCUAACCUGACGAGUGGUCCUCUUCGGGGGUGGCGCUAAAGCUACUCGUUUAAAACGUCCUGAGGAGCGUUUUGGUAGACGGAAACCGUAAACGGCCAUUUGGCCCGCUACAUUUUGGCGCCCAACGUAAAUUUUGGGGUAAUUUUUUUUCCUGUUGCGCGUAUCACAUUUUGGCAUCCAACUUUAAAAAAGGCUAAAAUUUUGCGGACUCAGGUAAUGCAAUUUGCAUCUUGAGUUAAUCUAGUAUUGGAUUUUUUUUUUAGUUGUGUUUUGGGAACGGCAUUUUCUCAAAAAAAUACAUAACGAUUUCGGGUAAUUUUUUUUCGGAUUUGUUGAAAUCAAAAGCAAAAUUGGGCAUUUUUAUAACGUUUAUUCUUCUGUUUUUUUAUAUUUGUACAUACGUCUUGAAUAUUGUUGGUCUAUAAAAAUUCAUUUUCUCUAGUUUCUGUACAUAUAUUCUUCCAUUCUAUGUUAAGCUUAGAUUUAUGGGUACACAGUUAAUUUUUUAAACUUAAUAUAAACAAGGCAUUGAACUAAGUGAGUGAACCUAAUCUGAAUUGCAAAUUGGUUGAAUUUAACUUUUGAAUUUGGCAAAGAACAAUGAAAUUUCCAAAUCCAAACCAUUUACUAAAUGUCGAAGUGGACUAUGAGCUACUUCUGCGAAAUCGUACGACAGACAGACAGAAGACAAGACAGUCGAAAUUAAGACUUUUACGUCGACUAUUUUUGCAAGAUCAGAAGGAAAGCAAAACGUAUAUGCCUCCUUACAGAUUUGAAUAUGAAAUAGAUGAUAUCCUUGAUCAAGUUUAUCUAAUUGAGAUAGAAUUGCUGGCAGGAGCGAAUGCGGAAUUGAUAUCGCGGUUAAGGCAUUAUUAUCUUAGAACCCUUAGGGGAGAACCAAGAUAUUUUGAAACUGAGAAAUCGCGUAGGGAACUUUUGACGAGAAUCUGCAAAAUUCUUAGAAAAGCUUCCUAUGAACUGCAAACUACGUCAGAGGAGGAAUCCCAGUCUUCAGCCGACGAAGAGGUAGACAAUGCUCAAUUAACUAGAUUAUCUGGCUACGUCGAUAAAGUAGAGGCAGUGGAACCUUCAUAUGAAGAUUUGCUGCAGAGGAUUAUAGAACUCGAAGCUUUGAUAAACCAGGUACAAAUUAAUAGUAUUGAGGUCGAGCUAGAAACUAAUUGUAGUGUCGAGCUAGAAGGUAGUCGUGAAGUCGAGCUAGAAGUUCGGCCUGACAUCCCAGUCAUUACGGAAAACUCGCCAUGUAAUCUUCCUAAUGCACACAAAGUAGAUGAACAAACCCAGAGUCUCUGUGACAAUUAUGAUACCAUGAAUUCUGGUAUGGAAACAUUAGAAGAUAGUAAUCAAGUUGAAAGCCAACUAGAACAUAUCAGAUGCGAGCAACCCAACCGCGACACUGCAGAAGGCAUGUCAAUUCUGAAUGAAAUCGGACAUGGCAUUAAUAAUUUCGAUCAAAAGCUUUUGAAAAAUAACAGCGAGUCAAUAAACUUGCCCAGAGGAUUGUCUAAUAACGCAAUAGAGUUACUCAAAGUCAAAAAGCUGAACGAUUCCCUUAAGGUCAAAAAUGAUUUUGGAAAAAAUGAUGAAUAUUAUGAGGAAAUGCAAAAGUUGCACCUUAACUACAAUUGGGACAAUUAUUUCCGAAAUCUAACACGGUUGGUGUACCGUCCGCUUGAUAGAGGAAAACCAAUAAAUAUAAACCUUUCCCGUAAAUUAAGAUCUCGCCGUAGUCAGGAAAUUAUAUAUACAAAACACUGCUACGAGCUUGAAGAUUCUACUGGGAAGCGACUUGGUGUCUUCUACGGGAACCACCUGAAGAAGAUCCACUUGCCCAAGAAGUAGAAGAUUCUCAGCUAUGAAACUCUUCGGAGUGACAAAAUGAACUUCUUUCAUAAUAAAACACCUUCGGGUCAAUACUGAAACAUUGUUAUGAAGUAACAACACCCCAAUUCUCAGCUAUGAAACUCUUCGGAGUGACAAAAUGAACUCGUUUCAUAAUAAAACACCUUCGGGUCAAUACUGAAACAUUGUUAUGAAGUAACAACACCCGAUUCUCAGCUAUGAAACUCUUCGGAGUGACAAAAUGAAUCCGUUUCAUAACAAUAUACCUCAGGGUCAAUACUGAAACUGUGUUGUACAAUAACAACAUCCAACGAUUUCCAGCUAUGUAGCUCUACGGAGUAACCACAUAACACUUUUAUAGAAAAUACCUUCGGGUCAGUAUUGAAAUCGUGUUGUAAAAUAAGACCCACUUCUUCCAGCUAUGAAGCUCUACGGAGUAACUACAUGCAUGUCAUAAUAAAACACCU